Molecule: messenger RNA, 1597 nt
Organism: Phragmites australis (common reed)
Lineage: Eukaryota; Viridiplantae; Streptophyta; Magnoliopsida; Poales; Poaceae
Product: cytokinin hydroxylase-like
Exons: 2
Coding region: 26-1597 (523 amino acids)
Molecular function (GO): monooxygenase activity; heme binding; iron ion binding
Source: RefSeq, a predicted model, not a curated record
ACCAAGCAAACAAAACAGCACGCACAUGGAGCUGGUAGCAGCAGGUAACCUGGCAUGCGGCGGCGCCAUGGCCGUGCUCGCCGUCCUGCUCUGCUCCUUCAUCUACGCUGCAUGGCUCUCCCCUGCCGCGACCAGGCGCCGCCUCCGCAGUGCCGGCUUUGACGGGCCCAGACCGUCCUUUCCCUUGGGCAACCUGGUCGAGAUCACGGCAACUAAGAACAGAACCGCGGCGGCGCCGGGCCCGGGCGUGAGCAGUGACAUCCACGGCGGCGUGUUCCCGUACUUCGCGCGGUGGCGCGGGGCGUUCGGGAAGGUGUUCGUGUACUGGCUGGGCACGGAGCCCUUCCUGUACGUGGCCGACCCGGAGUUCCUCAAGUACGCCACCGCCGGCGCGCUCGGCAAGCACUGGGGCAAACCCGACGUGUUCCGCCGCGACCGCAUGCCAAUGUUCGGCAGGGGGCUCGUCAUGGCUGAGGGUGACGAGUGGGCCCGCCACCGCCACAUCAUCACGCCUGCUUUCUCCGCCACCAACCUCAACGACAUGAUCGGCCUCAUGGAGGAGACGACCGCAAAGAUGCUUGGGGAGUGGAGCGAGGCGGUGGCCUCAGGCCAGAGCGUGAUCGACGUGGAGAGCGGCGUCGUCAAGAACGCCGCCGAAAUCAUUGCCAAGGCGAGCUUCGGCAUCACCGAUGACGAGGGCGGCGCGCGGGUGUUCGAGAAGCUGCAGGCCAUGCAGGCGAUGCUGUUCCGGUCGAACCGCCUGGUCGGCGUGCCCCUAGCGCGGCUGCUGCACGUCCGCAAGACGUACGAGGCGUGGAAGCUCGGGCGGGAGAUCGACGCGCUGCUCCUGGAGAUCAUCGAGGCGCGCCGGCGCCGGCGCCACGGGAGCAGCAACAAGAACAACGGGAAGGACCUUCUGUCGCUGCUGCUGGCCGGGAACGAGGCGAGCGCGGGCGCGGAGAGGAAGCUGACGACGCGGGAGCUGGUGGACGAGUGCAAGACGUUCUUCUUCGGCGGGCACGAGACGACGGCGCUGGCGCUGUCGUGGACGCUGCUGAUGCUGGCGGCGCACCCGGAGUGGCAGGCGGCGCUGCGGGAGGAGGUCCGGGAGGUGGCCGGCGCGGAACUGAACGCGGGCGCGCUGGGCCGGCUGACGAAGAUGGGGUGGGUGAUGAACGAGGUGCUGCGGCUGUACCCGCCGUCGCCGAACGUGCAGCGGCAGGCGCUGCAGGACGUGGCGGCAGCGGAGGGGAAGGCGAUCCCGCGGGGCACCAACAUGUGGGUGGACGUGGUGGCGAUGCACCACGACGUGGCGCUGUGGGGCGAGGACGCGCACGAGUUCCGGCCGGAGCGGUUCGCGCGGGACCCGGUGCAGGGCGGGUGCCGGCACCGGAUGGGGUUCCUGCCGUUCGGGUUCGGGGCCCGGAUCUGCGUGGGGCGGAACCUGACGGCCAUGGAGUACCGCGUGGUGCUGGCCAUGCUGCUGCGCCGGUUCGAGCUGUCCGUGGCGCCCGAGUACCGUCACGCGCCCAGGAUCAUGCUCUCGCUCAGGCCCUCCAAUGGCAUCCAGCUCCGCCUCACGCCAGCAUCUGCGUGA